Molecule: messenger RNA, 1419 nt
Organism: Aspergillus homomorphus CBS 101889
Lineage: Eukaryota; Fungi; Ascomycota; Eurotiomycetes; Eurotiales; Aspergillaceae
Product: ubiquitin C-terminal hydrolase 37
Exons: 6
Coding region: 184-1332 (382 amino acids)
Biological process (GO): protein deubiquitination; ubiquitin-dependent protein catabolic process
Cellular component (GO): cytoplasm
Molecular function (GO): cysteine-type deubiquitinase activity
Source: RefSeq, a predicted model, not a curated record
CGAUGAUCUCACUGAUCAGAGCUACGAUCGUCUCACUUAGACCACUGUUUGAAUCCAAGACUAGUGGCAUAGUUUUGGGUAUUUCCUGCACAAUCAUUCAUUGUUUACUUGGCAGAAUAGUAUAGGAUCCAUAGCAAGAGCUUAUCCUCCAGCUGUGCUACCAGGUUCAAACAUCUCGUUUCUAUGGCCCUGGAUGAGGCGAUUCAUUGGAAUGGAUUUUGCGAGCUGGAGUCUGAACCCGCACUCUUCAAUGUCAUGCUCCGGGAAUUUGGCGUAAAGGGGGUCAAAGUCCAGGAAGUCGUAUCCUUGGAUGAGGAUAUGAUGGCGAUACUGAACAAGCCGAUCUACGGGCUGAUAUUCUUGUCUCGCUGGCGGGAGGAUGACCCCAAUAAACAGGAAGCAAGCUGUCCAGAAGGGCUGUGGUUCGCAAAUCAGGUCUGGCUCACUACGGCGAGCAAUGCCUGUGCUACUGUGGCUCUUCUGAACAUUGUUAAUAAUAUUGAAGAGAUUGACCUUGGGGAAAAUUUGCAACACUUCAAAGAAUUCACUAUGCCUUUUACGCCAGCGCUCCGAGGUGAUGCAGUAAAUAACCAUGAAUUUAUCAAGAGGAUACACAACUCAUUUGCGAGGCGAAUGGAUUUACUCAAAGCUGAUCACCAGCUCAAGGCCGAGACAGCAUUCCGGCGAUCUCGCACCAGACAUGAGCAAGAAGACUUGGACACGGCUUUCCAUUUCAUUGCCUAUGUUGCUGCUUUAGGCAAAGUUUGGAAAUUUGACGGGUUGGAACGUCAGCCUCAAGUUCUCGGCUCCUGCCAAUCCAGUGACGAUUGGCUGGCUCAAGCUAAGCCCGAUAUUUUCACGAGGAUGAAAGAAUACGAAGAAGACCAAAUUGAGUUUUCAAUGUUGAGCCUUGCUCAAGAUCCGCUCCCUGGUCUAAUUAACAGGUUGGCGAUGAAUGUGAAAUCUCUUGAGAUGGUCAACCAGUGUCUAACGUCCAAGGCUGGCCAACUACCCUUUCACGCAAUCACUCUUAAGAAUACCCUUCUAGGACCCGAUAAGUCCUACACACUCUCCAGGGAUAUGAUAGAUCGGGCUUUCAUUCCGACUCUUCAAGAACAGGAGUAUCAAAAUUGUGGGGUGGAGAAGCUGAAAAACCUCUGGCACGAACUGGCGGAUAGCCAGCGCAGUCUACAGGCGUCCAUUCGGGAAGAGCAACAGUCACAGCAGGCUGAUAAUGAGUACGCGGAAGGUCGGCGGUUUGACUACAGCCCUGCCAUUCGCAAAUGGCUCCGACUGCUAGCCCGCAAGCAAGUCAUCGAGAAGUUGUUGUGAUCUUGAUCUCGAAACUGGUUUAAGUCGGUCAUUUGAACUUGUAUUGUACGUGCUUCGUAGAUAGAGCAACGAUCUUUUCGUCUUGCC